AUGACCCUAAAAUACAAACCCUGGGGAUUAACCAUUAAACCAGGAAAAAGGGUUGGUGCCACUAGGAAACUGGUGCAUGUUCACAGCUCAGGACUGCAUGUAGUUCGAGAUCUUACUGGGAGCAGAGCUUCUGCAAUAGCUGACUCUGUUCUGUAUACAAUCACUCAGACUGGAAGGUUGGUAACCAUUGAAGCUGUGGAACUUGAAACAGGCAAUGAACUGGGAGAUCAAGGGGUUGAGGUGGAGCUGCCAUUCCAGUCUGGCACUAUCCUUUCUCUAGUAGUCCACCGAUUUGAGCGACGCAGUGGUGGCAUUGCCUUGCGUGCAUUUGUCUCAUGCUCGGAUCAUGCUCUCCACCUCAUCAGUAAUGCAGGAGUCAUGUGGUCUCGAGAAGAAGCCCUGUCCACAGUGCUUGCUGCUGAAGCUGUUGAUCUUCCUGCUGAUGGAAACAACAUCAAUUACCAUGAUCACUUGUCUCCUCAUGCAGGUCAGUUUUAAUUUUUUUUUUUGGUUUAUUUUGUUUGUUACCAUUUUUCAUUUUUUCUCUGUGGUUGUGAAAAUGUCUUUGAAUGAAAUGGAUUAAUUUUCAUCCUUUUUUUUCCCUUUUCUACUUUGCAGUAUGGAAUAGUUAUUUUUAAAAAUUCGUACUUGGAGUUCUGUGCCAUAUAAGUCUGCAGAUCUCUGAUUUUACUAGAUUCUAUAAGCCACAUACUGUUAUCUGUAAUUUGUAAGCAGUCUUUCCUUGUUUGACUAUUUUUUUUAAUUUGAUACAAUGUUAAGGAAAUAUUUCACAGUCUGUAGCUCUAUUUAGUUUACUGACUUUGAAAAAUGGUAGAAUUUUAAUUUAAAUGCAUUUCAUAUUUAUUAUGGUAAUUAGCCCCUUUGGUCUGGAUGAUGUGACCAUCACAUCAUGAAAAAAUAGAUUUGAUGGGAGAGUAGCAUGAACAUGUCAUCAUGGGACAAUUUUACUGUAGGAUGGGUGAUGUGAAUUUGCCAUUGUGAUGGUUUUGGCUGAGGGCCAGGAUAAUUUGGAGGACUUGCCACAAAUGCACUCAUUUGGCAUUUAGAAAGGGGCUUUAUGCAUUAUUUCUAUUGAUAAAUGAGACAUGACUGAAAAAGCACCUGCUCCAGGGUGGAUGCCAUUUCCAUGCUCAACAUCCUAUUGCUGGCCACUGUUAUUGGCAGGGCAGGUUGUAUUACAGAAAGCUGAAUAUUAUGAAUAAAAAAAAGAAAAAGAAAAAAGAAAUAACAAAUGCUACUUAUUGUUAUUAUUCUUGCACUGAGAUAUAGACUACCUAGAGAGGUGAUACGGAGUUUGUGCAAGAAAACAGUCUGUUACCAUCUAGUUAAAGCUAAUCCAGUAACAAAAAUGGACAUUGGAAAAUGUCAAAAAAAAAAAAAAAAAAAAAAAAAAAAA
Molecule: messenger RNA, 1417 nt
Organism: Penaeus monodon (black tiger shrimp)
Lineage: Eukaryota; Metazoa; Arthropoda; Malacostraca; Decapoda; Penaeidae
Product: ER membrane protein complex subunit 1-like
Exons: 6
Coding region: 1-498 (165 amino acids)
Source: RefSeq, a predicted model, not a curated record